AGUUGUGAUUUGAUGCAGCGUGCUGAGAGGAGGAGACCGGCCUGAGUUUGAUUUGUUCUGGGUGCACUGGACAUGGCUGAAGCUGAUUUUUCUCCAGAGACAACAAACUUAAACCAUGAAAGACAAGAAGCAGAAAGACAAAGAGACAGAUGAUCAAGUCAAAGGAGGUGUGCUAGAAGGAGGGAAAAUGAAUGACAAAGAGAAAACCAACAAAUCUGGUGAUGAACACAAGUUUACCAAAGACCAGCAGAAGGUUGAGAAGGACAGAAGUCUGAAUGAAUCAUGUGUGGAAGUCAGGAGAGAUGCCCACUGCUCCCAGCGGAGGAGCAACAGGGCUCUGAUGAAGCGUUUGGCCAUCAAUGUCUCAGGGAUGCGCUAUGAGACGCAGCUCCGCACCCUCGCCCGAUUUCCAGACACACUAUUGGGUGACCCUCAGCGCCGACUUCACUACUUCGACCCGAUGCGGAAUGAGCUGUUCUUAGACAGGAACCGUGCCUGCUUUGAUGCCAUCCUUCACUUCUACCAGUCUGGUGGGAGGCUAAGGAGACCCGCCAACACCCCUCUGGACAUUUUCCUUGAGGAGCUACACUUCUACGAGCUUGGAGAUGAGAUUAUCGACCGCUUUAAGGCAGAUGAAGGCUUCCCCAAAAUAGAGGAGAGACCCUUACCCACCAACAAGUUACAGCGCCGCCUCUGGAUGCUGUUUGAGUAUCCAGAGUCCUCCAGCGGAGCCCGCAUCAUCGCCAUCAUCAGCAUCAUGGUUAUUGUGAUUUCCAUCCUCAUCUUCUGCUUGGAAACUUUGCCGGAGUUCAGGGCUGAGAAGGAAAAGAGGGAGCAAUUCACCACCAUCCCUCACCCCACAAUAGAGAACGAAACCAUCUCUGUCCCACCUGGUUUCACGCCCUUCCAAGACCCUUUUUUCAUCGUAGAGACAAUCUGCAUAUGCUGGUUCUCCUUUGAACUCAUCAUUCGCUUCAUCUGUGCGCCGAGCAAGAUGCGUUUUUUCAAAGACGUCAUGAACAUCAUUGACUUUUUUGCUAUCAUUCCUUAUUUUGUCACAAUAGGAACAGAGCUGGCCAAAGACAAGGAUUCUCAGCCCUCCGUGUCCCUGGCCCUCAUCAGGAUUAUCAGGCUGGUGAGGGUAUUCAGGAUCUUCAAACUGUCUCGGCACUCCAAGGGCCUCCAGAUCUUGGGCCAGACACUGAAAGCGAGCCUGCGAGAGCUCGCCCUGCUCAUUUUCUUUGUCUUUAUUGGCGUCAUAGUCUUUUCUAGUGCUGUCUACUUUGCUGAGGUGGACAGUCCCGGCACAUCGUACACCAGCAUCCCUGAGGCCUUCUGGUGGGCGGUGGUGUCCAUGACCACAGUUGGCUACGGGGACAUGUACCCAGAGACUGUUGGGGGAAAGUUGGUGGGCACCAUGUGCGCCAUCGCUGGCGUGCUCACCAUCUCACUGCCAGUGCCCGUCAUUGUGUCCAACUUUAGCUACUUCUACCAUCGUGAGAUGGAGUGUGAGGAGAGUACGGAGUACCACCAUGUUUCCACAUCACUUUGGGACAGUGACAAGCAAGAAGAUGAAGAGGAGGAAGAUGAGAAAGAAAGGGAUGAGGGGCCUGAGGCCAUGGGUGAUUAUUCGCCUCUGUAUAGACACAGUAACUUCCCCUCUCCUCUUAACGGCACUCUGUUGACUGGACUUUGUGAACUUCAGCCAGCAAGCGAACAGAGACCUUUGCACUUCUGCUUAGGUGAACCUCUCAUCACUCAGGUUUGAUGAAUAACAGACCGAAAAGUGUUUAAAUUAUUUGGAAUCCUGCUUUUCUUUAAGAAAAGAUGGAAAGACAUCAAAAGAAACAGAAGGAAAUGAGUAGCAAAAGAAUGUGGGACAAAAAAGAAGAGUAACGCUGUAUUCAUAUGUUGAUGGUAACCACUGGGCCUCCACACCCCCCAACUUUAUACUCAUAAUAACUGCAUUUAGCAUUUUGCAAAUCAAAACAGGAGUGUCUCAUUUUUGAUUGAUUCACCUGUCUGUGAAGUUACAACUUAUUUUUUCUUUGCAGCAUUACACUAAUCAUCCCUCUUAAUGGUUAGAAAAUCAAAUGUGUCUGCAAAAAAGAAUGAAUCUCUCCCUGUCCAUCUU
Molecule: messenger RNA, 2134 nt
Organism: Thalassophryne amazonica
Lineage: Eukaryota; Metazoa; Chordata; Actinopteri; Batrachoidiformes; Batrachoididae
Product: potassium voltage-gated channel subfamily A member 7-like
Exons: 3
Coding region: 116-1768 (550 amino acids)
Biological process (GO): protein homooligomerization; potassium ion transmembrane transport
Cellular component (GO): voltage-gated potassium channel complex; membrane
Molecular function (GO): protein binding; delayed rectifier potassium channel activity
Source: RefSeq, a predicted model, not a curated record